This is a messenger RNA of Prunus armeniaca (apricot), 2268 nucleotides long. The record is from the annotation of a GenBank genome assembly. NCBI's taxonomy places the organism in Eukaryota, Viridiplantae, Streptophyta, Magnoliopsida, Rosales, Rosaceae.
AUGUUACGCCCAUGUGCUUGUGCGCGUCGCAUCUCUCACAGAGCCUUUAGCACAAUCAACCUUCCCACGCCUUCAGGCCUCAAUUUGCAAACGAAUAAUCUUCUCGGCGAAGUGCAGGAUCUCUCCACGCGCGGUCAAGUUAAGGAAGCCCUCUCACUCUUCUACACCCUUCAACCACCACCUCACUGCAAUCAAACCUACGCCACUCUCUUCCAUGCUUGUGCUCGCCACCACUGCAUCCAUGAAGGCCUGUCUUUGCACCAUUACAUGGUUGCCCAGAAACCCAUCAACUCACCUGACCUCUUUGUCACGAACCACCUUAUAAAUAUGUACGCAAAAUUUGGUUACCUGGAAUACGCCAACCAACUGUUUGAUGAAAUGCCUAGAAGAAACAUUGUCUCUUGGACUGCUCUCAUUUCAGGGUAUGCACAACGCGGGGAAACUGAAAAUUGUUUUCGUUUAUUUGCUGGCAUGUUGGUGCACUACCAACCCAAUGAGUUUGCCUUCGCCAGCAUUCUCAGUUCAUGUGUGAAGAGUGACGUUGGAUAUGGCCGGCAGGUACAUGCGCUUGCUUUGAAAAUGUCUUUGGAUGCUUGUGUUUACGUUGCAAAUGCUCUUAUUACUAUGUAUAGCAAGAUUUGUAAUCAUGGAGGUGUUUAUGAUGUUAGUAAAGACGAGGCGUGGAAUGUAUUUAAGAGCAUGGAGUUCCGGAAUCUUAUAUCUUGGAAUUCCAUGAUUGCAGGGUUUCAGUAUCGUGGACUUGGAGCUCAAGCUAUUCAUCUGUUUAUACAAAUGUACCUUGACGGGAAUGGGUUUGAUCGUGCCACUCUUCUUAGCGUCCUUUCUUCCAUGGGCAGAAGCAAUGACCUUGAUGAUAAUGGGGUUACUAAGUUUUGUUUUCAAUUGCACUGUCUCACCAUCAAAACUGGGUUUACAUUAAAAAUUGAAGUGGCAACUGCAUUAGUUAAAGCUUAUUCAGAUCUUGGAGGAGAUAUUGCCGACUGUUACAGACUCUUCUCAGAGACAAGUUGUCAUCGGGAUAUUGUUGCGUGGACUGGCAUCAUAACCACCUUUUCAGAGCAAGACCCUGAAGAAGCACUCUUCCUCUUUCGCCAGUUACGCCAGGAGAACUUACUUCCCGACAGGUACACUUUCUCAAUUGUUUUAAAAGCUUAUGCAAGCCUUGCAACCGAGCGCCAUGCCUUGGCAGUUCAUUCACAAGUGAUCAAAGCUGGGUUUGAGGGCGACACAGUCCUUGCAAAUGCCUUGAUCCAUGCCUAUGCUAGGUGUGGCUCCAUUGCCUUAUCUAAGCAAGUGUUUGAUGGAAUUGAAUUUUAUGAUGUCGUUUCUUGGAACACAAUGCUUAAGGCUUAUGCCUUGUAUGGACAAGCUACAGAGGCAUUGCAGCUGUUUUCACGAAUGGACGUCAAACCUGAUUCCGCCACCUUUGUUUCCCUGCUCUGUGCUUGUAGCCAUGCUGGACUGGUAGAAGAAGGAACCCAAAUCUUUGACUCCAUGCUUGAGAGGUAUGGUAUUGUACCUCAACUUGAUCAUUACGCCUGCAUGGUUGAUAUUCUUGGUCGAGCUGGAAUGAUUGUUGAGGCUGAGGAGCUUGUAAGUAGAAUGCCAAUGGAGCCUGAUUCUGUAGUCUGGAGCGCACUCCUUGGAUCAUGUAGGAAGCAUGGAAAAACACAAUUGGCCAAGUUAGCAGCAAAUAGAAUGAAGGAGCUAGCACCAGAGGAUUCAUUAGGUUAUGUACAAAUGUCAAACAUGUAUUGCUCUGAUGGUAACUUUGGUGAAGCAGGCCUGGUUAGGAAGGAAAUGAAAGGGUCUAGAGUGAAAAAGGAACCUGGAUUAAGCUGGAUUGAGAUCGGAAAUCGGGUCCAUGAGUUUUCAUCUGGAGGCCGACAUCAUCCAGAAAGGAAGGUUAUAUGCAGCAAGCUAGAAGAACUGAUUGUGCGGUUAAAGGAAAUGGGUUAUGUUCCAGACACAAGCUUGUCUGUGCAUGAUGUGGAAGAGGAACACAAAGAGGAGCAAUUGUACCAUCAUAGUGAGAAGCUGGCUUUAGUAUUUGCUAUCAUGAAUGAAGGCAGUUCAAACUGUAGUCGGACUGCUAUUAAAAUAAUGAAGAACAUCAGAAUCUGUGUGGACUGCCAUAACUUCAUGAAGUUAGCAUCAAAUUUACUUCACAAGGAGAUUUUUGUGAGAGACUCAAACCGGUUCCACCACUUUCAUGAUGGCAUAUGUUCUUGCAAUGACUAUUGGUAA